Messenger RNA from Scedosporium apiospermum, 4128 nucleotides. RefSeq names its product putative phospholipid-transporting ATPase DRS2. Gene Ontology annotation, biological process: intracellular protein transport; endocytic recycling; post-Golgi vesicle-mediated transport. The record is from RefSeq and is a predicted model, not a curated record. Bases 1 to 4128 code for a protein of 1375 amino acids. Gene Ontology annotation, molecular function: ATP hydrolysis activity; ATP binding; magnesium ion binding. Gene Ontology annotation, cellular component: plasma membrane. The transcript is spliced from 3 exons. NCBI's taxonomy places the organism in Eukaryota, Fungi, Ascomycota, Sordariomycetes, Microascales, Microascaceae.
AUGUCGGACAGACCUACGCGUGGGCGGCCCCAGCACUCGCGGAACAGUCUCAUAGAUCUAGAAAACGAACAACCUGUAUAUUACACCGGCCAGCGCUCCGACCUUAAUGACGAUGACCUCCUUCGAUCUUAUACCACCGACCACGACCCCCAAAGUCGCCCAUCCGUUUCAUAUGAUGACUUUGUAGGAGGAGCAGGAGGAAGAGGAGGAGUGGGAGGCGGCGGUGGCGGCGGCUUCAGAAACCAGUAUUCGACUGGUGCAUCACCUCCUCAACAACAAGCCGGUGUCGUCGGCGCUAACACAGGUCCCUACCAACUAAACCGCUACGAGAGCAGUCAGUCAUCAGGGCUGGGUAACUACCAGCGGUACGCCGAUGACUUCGACGACUAUCCCACCGAUGCCGACUCGUACUACCAACAAGGCGGCACCGUACCGCCCUCGACUGGCCCGACCGCGGCCCGGCAGAACGCGCGACAACGGAAUAGCGUUCUCGGGCUCGGUGGCGGCUUCUUCGGUCGAGUGAAGAAUCGGUUAGGCAUGGGCCAAGGGUACUCGGAGAUGGACCUACCUUUAACGGAACAGGCCAGCACAAGGGUGGACUCUGGCAAUCUUGAUCAAAGGAGUACGACGAAAAAGGAAAGCAAGUUUGAUCUGGGCAAUUUCAAGUUCGGCUUUGGAAGAUCGAAACCCGAUCCGGCGACCUUGGGACCCCGUAUAAUAUAUCUCAACAACCCGCCGGCGAACGCGGCGAACAAAUACGUCGACAACCACAUCUCGACGGCAAAAUACAACGUUGCGACCUUCCUCCCGAAAUUCCUCUUCGAACAGUUCUCCAAAGUCGCCAACAUCUUCUUCUUGUUCACCGCUGCGCUACAGCAGAUCCCAGGACUGUCGCCCACGAAUCAAUACACGACCAUUGCGCCCCUUAUCAUUGUGCUGCUGGUGUCGGCUGGUAAGGAGUUGGUGGAAGAUUACAAGAGGAGACAAGCCGACAAGGGCCUCAACAUGUCCAGAGCCCGCGUCCUGCGGGGGUCUGAGUUUGCCGAAACGAAGUGGAUCAAUGUGGCCGUAGGCGACAUUAUCAGAGUCGAAUCCGAGGAGCCAUUCCCUGCCGAUUUAGUUCUUCUCGCCAGUUCCGAGCCUGAAGGUCUCUGCUAUAUUGAAACGGCGAACCUCGACGGCGAAACCAAUCUGAAGAUCAAGCAAGGCCUGCCGGAAACUUCGACUAUGGUUAGCACGAGCGAGCUCUCCCGCCUAGGUGGGCGGAUCAAGUCGGAACAACCCAACAGCAGCCUGUACACGUAUGAAGCUACGAUUACGAUGCAGACCGGCGGUGGUGAAAAGGAACUCCCUCUCAACCCCGAGCAGCUUCUCCUCCGCGGCGCUACCCUGAGGAAUACCCCCUGGAUCCACGGCGUCGUCGUCUUUACCGGUCACGAGACGAAGCUUAUGCGCAAUGCCACGGCGGCACCGAUUAAGCGCACCAAGGUCGAGAAGAAACUCAAUCUCCUCGUUCUUCUCCUGGUCGGCAUUCUCUUGGUUCUCAGCAUCAUCUCAACCAUUGGCGACUUGGUGAGCCGUAGGAUCGACUUUGACUCUCUGUCGUACCUCAUGCUGGAGCCCAUCAGCGAUGCCGGCCAGAUUGUCAGGGCUAUCCUGAAGGACAUGGUCACAUAUUGGGUUCUCUUCUCAUCUCUCGUUCCUAUUUCCCUCUUCGUCACGGUCGAAAUCGUCAAGCUUUGGCACGGUCUGCUCAUUAACGAUGACCUGGACAUGUACUACGACCAGACGGACACGCCGGCCAACUGCAGGACGUCCAGCUUGGUGGAGGAACUCGGCAUGGUCGAAUACGUAUUCUCUGACAAGACUGGCACGCUUACCUGCAAUAUGAUGGAGUUUAAGCAGUGUAGUAUUGCCGGAAUCCAGUACGCCGAUGAGGUGCCCGAAGACCGGAGAGCGACGAUCCAGGACGGCGUCGAGGUUGGAAUCCACGACUUUAAGACACUUCGGCAGAACCUAGAGAACCAGCACGAGACGGCUGCCGCCAUCGACCACUUCCUUGCACUCUUGGCCACCUGCCAUACAGUCAUUCCCGAGCGAGAGGAGGAAAAGGGUGGCAAGAUCAAGUACCAGGCCGCUUCGCCCGACGAGGGUGCAUUGGUAGCCGGUGCCGUGGAGCUCGGCUACACUUUCACGGCACGGAAACCCAAGUCGGUUAUUAUCGAGGCGGGUGGCCGGGAGCUGGAGUACGAGCUCCUAGCCGUGUGCGAGUUCAACUCUACCCGAAAGCGAAUGUCAACCAUCUACCGGUGCCCCGACGGCAAGAUUCGGUGUUACUGCAAGGGAGCCGAUACCGUUAUUCUUGAGCGCCUCAACGACAAUAACCCCCACGUCGAGGUCACGCUGAGGCACCUUGAGGAGUACGCGUCGGAAGGUCUUCGGACGCUUUGUCUAGCCAUGCGAGAGAUUCCCGAGCCGGAGUUCCAGGAAUGGUACCGGGUAUUUGACCAGGCCCAGACCACCGUCGGCGGCAACCGUGCCGAGGAGCUGGACAAGGCCGCCGAGAUUAUUGAGCACGACUUUUUCCUACUUGGAGCCACGGCCAUCGAGGAUCGUCUCCAAGACGGCGUGCCGGAAACGAUUCAUACCCUCCAGCAGGCGGGCAUCAAAGUGUGGGUGUUGACAGGCGACAGGCAGGAGACGGCCAUCAACAUCGGCAUGAGCUGCAAGCUUCUCAGCGAGGACAUGAUGCUGCUGAUCGUAAACGAAGAAUCGGCCGAGGCGACGCGCGAAAACAUCACGAAGAAGAUCGAGGCCAUCCGAACGCAAGGCGACGGAACGAUCGAGCUCGAGACGCUGGCGCUUAUCAUCGACGGCAAAUCCCUUACGUACGCGCUCGAAAAGGACCUAGAAAAACUCUUCCUCGACCUCGCCGUCAUGUGCAAGGCCGUCAUUUGCUGUCGCGUGUCGCCGCUCCAAAAGGCGCUCGUGGUGAAACUCGUCAAGCGGUAUCAGAAGGAGUCGAUCCUCCUCGCUAUCGGCGACGGUGCGAACGACGUGUCGAUGAUCCAGGCGGCGCACAUCGGCGUCGGUAUUAGCGGCGUCGAGGGUCUGCAGGCGGCGAGGAGCGCUGAUGUGGCGAUUGCGCAGUUUAGGUAUUUGAGGAAGUUGCUGCUUGUGCAUGGGGCAUGGAGCUAUCAGCGGGUUAGCAAGACGAUUUUGUUUUCUUUUUAUAAGAACAUUACUCUGUACAUGACGCAGUUCUGGUACACUUUCCAAAACGUGUUCUCCGGACAAGUCAUUUACGAAUCAUGGACACUAUCUUUCUACAACGUGUUCUACACGGUCCUCCCUCCCCUGGCCCUAGGUAUCCUCGACCAGUUCAUCUCGGCGCGUCUCCUCGACCGCUACCCGCAACUCUACCAGAUGGGCCAGCGCAACGAGUUCUUCCGGCUCAAAGUUUUCGUGCAAUGGGUCGGCAACGCCGUCUACCACUCGAUCAUCCUGUACAUUUUCGGCGAGCUCAUCUGGUACAACGACCUCGUCCUCGGCGACGGCAAGAUCGCGGGCCAUUGGGUCUGGGGCACGGCCCUCUACGGCGCCGUGCUCCUGACGGUCCUCGGCAAGGCGGCGCUCAUCACGUCCAACUGGACAAAGUACCACGUUCUGGCCAUCCCCGGGUCCAUGGCGAUCUGGUGGGUGUUUAUCGCCGUGUAUGGUAUCGUGGCGCCCAUGGCAAACGUAUCGAGGGAGUACACGGGGGUUAUACCCAAGCUGUACGGGAAUCCGGUCUUCUGGUUGCAGACUGUGGUGUUGGCGAUUAUGUGUUUGAUGAGGGACAUUGCUUGGAAGUUUGCUAAGCGGAUGUAUUUCCCGCGGACGUAUCAUCAUAUUCAGGAGAUACAGAAGUAUAACAUUCAGGACUACAGGCCACGAAUGGAGCAGUUCCAAAAGGCCAUCCGCAAGGUCCGACAGGUCCAGCGCAUGCGCAAACAAAGAGGCUACGCCUUUUCGCAGGCGGAAGAAGGCCAGACGAAGCUUAUCCAGGCGUACGACACGACGCAACACCGUGGUCGGUACGGAGAGAUGGCGAGCUCGCGGCCGGGGGCGGCGGGACAUCCCUUUUAG